AUUGCAAUCAAUAUGAGAAAUACACAAGAAAAACACAAUGUUCUACAUAUAGUUGGCCUCAAAGCUUUUAAUCCCUCAUUACCCCCCAUAUAGAAACCCUUCUUGCGUUGUGCUUGGCUCCUUAAUUGAUCUUUGGAUCUAAUAUUCCUUCACUUGGAGAUGGCUUGUGAGAAAAACUUGCGGUUUGUUGUUUUUUUCUUAGCUGCAAUGUUAAACUUGCAGCUUUGUGUUUAUGGUCAUGGGAAUUCUCAAGUGCCUUGUCUUUUCAUCUUUGGGGACUCUUUAUCUGAUAGUGGAAAUAACAACAAUCUACGCACCGAUGCCAGAGUAAAUUACUAUCCUUAUGGAAUCGACUUCCCAGCUGGUCCAACCGGAAGAUUUACCAACGGUCGAACCGUAAUUGACAUAAUUACCCAACUUUUGGGGUUCGAGAAAUUUAUCCCACCAUUUAGAGAUACUAGCGGUUCAGACAUACUUCAAGGUGUGAACUACGCAUCAGGUGCAGCAGGGAUUCGCAAUGAGUCUGGGACACAUAUGGGUCCUGACAUCUGCUGGGAGCAACAGUUAAGUAAUCACAAAGCCAUAAUUUCGAAAAUUGCUAAGAAACUUGGGGGAAAUGACAAAGCGCAACAACACCUAAAUAAGUGUUUGUAUUAUGUGAACAUAGGCAGCAAUGAUUACAUUAACAACUAUUUCAUGCCGGAGCAUUACUCAUCAAGCCGCACUUACACCCCAUCACAGUAUGCUCAGGUUCUUCGCAGACAAUAUUCUAAGCAGAUAAAGGCUUUGCACAAAACAGGUGCAAGAAAAUUUGCAUUAACUGGGCUGAGCCUUGUAGGCUGCAUUCCACGUCAAAUUGAACUUCACGGGAGAAAAGGGUCUUCUAAAUGUGUUGAGGAGGAGAACGAAGCAGUGGUGAUUUUCAAUGACAACAUCAAAUCACUGGUUGAUCAAUUCAACAAUGACUUAUCACUUAAAAACGCUAAAUUUAUCUACAUCAAUAAUGCUCUAAUCUCAUCCGACAACCCUUUGUUACCCGGUAUGAGGAGUAUUACUGCUAAAUGCUGUGAAGUUGGGGAUAAUGGGCAAUGUGUUCCUGAUAAGAAGCCAUGCGUUCACAGGAACUUGCAUUUAUUUUGGGAUUCAUUUCAUCCUACUGAAAUUGCCAACCAAAUACUGGCCAAAUUAGCAUUUCGUGCUUCCUUUCCCUCCAUCACUCACCCAAUGGAUAUCUCCAGUCUAGCCAAGUUGUGAGAAAAAACAUGCAAAUUAAUUAAUCUCAUCCAUUAGAUUAGCAAGGGCAUAUUCUAGUUUCAGCUGAGGUCUCGAGUUUGAAUCCCAUAUGAA
Molecule: messenger RNA, 1347 nt
Organism: Lotus japonicus
Lineage: Eukaryota; Viridiplantae; Streptophyta; Magnoliopsida; Fabales; Fabaceae
Product: GDSL esterase/lipase At1g29670-like
Exons: 5
Coding region: 160-1254 (364 amino acids)
Molecular function (GO): hydrolase activity, acting on ester bonds
Source: RefSeq, a predicted model, not a curated record